AUGGCACAGCAUUCACGGGGAGGCUUCAUCUUUUGCCCAUUCCUGAGCGGUCCCUACGGGGUUGGUCGCCGGGUGGGCGGACGUCGUCGCGUCGUCUCCACCCCGUCCACCAUCUCCCAGCCACCGACAACCAUUUCGGAGCGUCGCGGUCUCAAGAGACCCCCGUCCGCCACCCCAUCCACAUCCUCAUCUCCGUCUUCCUCAUCUUCUGCUCAUGGCUCGUUGGGGUCGACGCCGCCACGGACAUUGCUCGUCCGAAAAAUUGUCAACGGGAAACGGGGCACCAUCGUGUUGUUGCAGAACCAGCGCCAAUCCCCAUCCAUGGAAUCGCCGGAGAUGCAGCGCUACGGCGAUUCCCCCAACUUCAACCAGAGCGAGCUGCCGAUCUCGCACUCAUACGCCGACAACUUGACGAACAUCUCGGCCAGUCGACCCAUUCCCGGCGGGAAUAAUUCAUCUGGCGGCUCCGGGCACUCGACGUCUCCAGUGGGCGGUAUCGGAAUCCCGGGCGUACAGUCGAACUCGUUCCGCCAUGUCGUCUCCUCAUCAGCCCCCACCUCGUCACACGAUAUGGAUCAUAUGGCGCGCGGCUCGUCGCAGGGCCCAAUCAACGGCGAUGACGGCGAUUUCUACCGGGACCGCAGAAAGAAGGACAUCCAUAACAUGAUCGAACGCCGCCGGCGCUACAACAUCAACGACCGGAUCAAGGAGUUGGGGUUGAUGCUCCCGAAAGGCAGCUCAGAGGACAUGAAGCUCAACAAGGGCACCAUACUCAAGGCGUCGUGCGACUACAUUCGUCAGCUGCAACGCGACCGGGAUGUGAUGAUGAAGCAACAACAGCACCAGUCCAAGCUCGAGGUGACCGCCAAGCAGUAUGCCGAUCGAGUGCGGGCCCGACAGCCACAAGAACAUGCCGUUCAGCGACCUCAUCAUGGAGGACAUGAACUUGGCGACGAAUCCGCUUCUGCCACCGGACCGCUAAUGUCCCAGGCCGGCGGGCCAUCCUCAUUCUUGGCGGCCAGCCAAAUGUCGCCGGAUAUUGGGUGGGACCAGUCGAACUUUAGCCCCGACGCCGGCCAGAACCAAAUGCACAACAACCACAACAUGGACUACACCUCAACACGUCAUCAGCAUUAUUCCGUUGUUGUGUACCUGUACAUACUGUAUUAU
Molecule: messenger RNA, 1170 nt
Organism: Mesorhabditis spiculigera
Lineage: Eukaryota; Metazoa; Nematoda; Chromadorea; Rhabditida; Rhabditidae
Source: the annotation of a GenBank genome assembly